This is a messenger RNA of Lachancea dasiensis, 984 nucleotides long. The record is from the annotation of a GenBank genome assembly. NCBI's taxonomy places the organism in Eukaryota, Fungi, Ascomycota, Saccharomycetes, Saccharomycetales, Saccharomycetaceae.
AUGCCCGCUCCUCAAGAUCCUACCAACAUGCCUAUCCGUGAACAGAUGAAGCAAUUGAUUCAUCGUAAACAAGCAGAGAUCACGAAGGGUCUGGAAACGCUUGACACCGUAACAUUCAAUCCAGACUCCUGGACUCGCGGUAAUGAUGGGGGCGGUGGUACUUCAAUGGUCCUGCAAAACGGUAGCACAUUCGAAAAGGCUGGCGUAAACGUCUCUGUCGUCUACGGCCAGCUCUCGCCACAGGCUAUUUCCGCCAUGAAGCACGAUCACAAAAACCUGAAGUUGCCUGUCGAUGCCAAAAGUGGUCUUCCCCACACCGAGGGUGUCAAGUUUUUUGCCUGUGGUUUGAGUAUGGUUGUCCAUCCUUCCAACCCUCAUGCUCCGACCACACACUUGAACUAUCGUUAUUUUGAGACCUGGAACCCCGAUGGAACCCCUCAAACGUGGUGGUUUGGCGGUGGUGCUGACCUCACUCCAGCUUAUCUAUACGAAGAAGACGCACGCCUUUUUCAUGGAGAACACAAAAAAGCUUUGGACAAACACGAUGUGACGCUAUAUCCUCGCUAUAAAAAAUGGUGUGAUGAAUACUUUUACAUCAAGCACAGAGACGAAACUCGUGGUGUUGGUGGUAUUUUCUUCGAUGACAUGGAUGACCGCAAUCCACAGGAAAUUUUGGCCAUUGUCGAAGAUUGUUUUGACGCACUUCUACCUGCCUAUCUCCCAAUCAUCGCGCGCAGGAAGGACAUGCCUUUUUCUGAAGAGGAAAAACAAUGGCAGUUGAUUCGCCGUGGUCGUUAUGUGGAAUUCAACCUAGUGCUAGAUAGAGGAACUCAAUUUGGACUGAGAACACCAGGUUCGCGCACCGAGUCCAUUCUCAUGAGUUUACCCGUCACGGCAUGCUGGUAUUACGAUCACCAUCCAGAGCCCGGCUCUCGUGAGGAUAAGCUGCUGCAGAUUCUAAAAAAGCCAGAAGAAUGGGCGUGA